Molecule: messenger RNA, 6467 nt
Organism: Ahaetulla prasina
Lineage: Eukaryota; Metazoa; Chordata; Lepidosauria; Squamata; Colubridae
Gene: TRPM4
Product: transient receptor potential cation channel subfamily M member 4
Exons: 25
Coding region: 93-3641 (1182 amino acids)
Biological process (GO): calcium ion transmembrane transport
Cellular component (GO): membrane
Molecular function (GO): ligand-gated calcium channel activity; calcium-activated cation channel activity
Source: RefSeq, a predicted model, not a curated record
UCUCACUUAGGCACAGUAGAUUAAACAGUAGGCACUGUGAACUGGGACUUCUGCUCCAAGCAAUCUGUGGCCGUGGCUGAUUGCUCUGCUCCAUGGCCACUUCCGAUCAGAAAGAUCAGGCAUGGAUCCCCAAAUAUUUCAGGAAGAAAGUCUGCACAACUUUCAUUGAGCAACCUAGUGAUACAGGAGCCUCCGAUUUCUGCCAGUGUGGCAAUCCUCGCAAAAACCAUACGUCAGUAGCCAUAGAAGAUGCUUUUGGAGCAGCCAUUGUCAGCAAAUGGGACUCAGCGCAACAUACCACAGAGAGUCCAACUGAUGCAUAUGGGGAGGUGGAAUUUCUAGGCACUGGCCGUAGACCAAGCAAGUUCAUUCGCCUCUCUGACUCAUCUGAUCCUCGAAAUGCUUAUACUUUAGUAACACAUCACUGGAAAAUCCCACAUCCCAACUUGGUGGUGUCAGUGGUGGGAGGCGAAGGUGAGGGGCCUGUAAGGGCCUGGCUCAAAGAUGUGCUGAGAAAGGGGCUGGUUAAAGCAGCUCAGAGCACAGGUGCCUGGAUUAUGACAAGUGGUCUCCAAGCUGGUGUAGGCCGGUAUGUGGGGGAAGCAGUGAGAGACCACGCUAUGGCCAGUACCAGCCGCAGCACUCAUGUUGUAGCAAUGGGCAUUGCUCCAUGGGGUAUUGUUGAGCAGCACCAAUGCCUUGUCAACCCCAAGGGUUCCUUCCCAGCACGUUACCCCAGGACAAACCCUGUGAGUCCUUACUGCCCUCUAGAUGCCAACCAUUCUGCCUUCUUCUUGGUGGACAAUGGGACAGUGGGCAGAGCAGGCGGAGAGGCUGCCUUCCGAGCCCGUUUGGAACGCUAUAUUGCCAAACAGAAAGUGGGAGCUGGCGGUGAAGGGAGCAUUGAGAUUCCUGUGUUGCUGCUGCUCAUCAGUGGGGACUCAGCCAUGUUCAAGCGUGUAUCAGAGGCUGUACAUGCCUCCAUUCCCUGCCUCCUCCUAGCUGGAUCUGGGGGAGCAGCAGACCUCUUGGCUGAAUUGUUGGAAGAGACACAACCUGGGGAGUCCUUGAAAACUCUGGCAAUGAAGAAAAUGCAGGGAAAAUUCCCAGACAAUAACUUGGAGGAGUUGGCUGAGCAGGUGGAAAGCAUUGGGAAUCUGAGGGAAUUGGUGACUGUCUAUUCAGACCAAGAAGGUUUGGAAGAGUUUGAGACUGUCCUGCUUAAAGCUCUAGUGAAAGGAUGCAAGCGGUCAAGCAAGGCCACCUGUUAUCUGGAUGAGCUACGUUUGGCAGUAGCCUGGAAUCGGGUGGACAUUGCCAGCACAGAAUUGUUCCGUGGGGACAUUCUCUGGGAGCCCAGCCUGCUGGAGAACCCAAUGCGUGAUGCACUGCUAGGUAAUCGAACUGACUUAGUGUGCCUCUUUGUGGAGAAUGGCUUGGAUGUAGGACAGUUCCUGACAUGGGGAAAGCUGGAACAGUUGUAUGCUGGGUCCCCCAAGGCCUCACUGCUGUACCAUCUUUUGGAGGGAUACCAAAAGACAGGCUCUGAGCCAUCCACCCCUCCUGAAGACUUGCUACUGGAACGGUCUUUGCCCGAUUGCCAUUUAUCUCAUGUGACUCUUAUUCUGCAUGAGCUACUAGGGGAUGUCUGUGCUCCUUUUUAUGCAGGACUAUACCCUACUGGCCACAGAGGGAUACCGAAAAAAGGAUUAUUACCGAACGGAGAUUCCACAUACCAAAAUGAGCGGUCACCAAACCCUUGGACUGAUCUAUUUAUCUGGGCAGUGUUGCUGAAUCGAAAAGAGAUGGCAAUUUACUUCUGGGAAAUGGCACCUGAUGCAGUGGCUGGGGCAUUGGCAGCAGCAAAAAUACUGCGGGAACUUUCACAUCAAGAGACAGAGACAGAGGAAGUGGCAGCCAUGAAGGAUUUAGCUAUGCACUUUGAAAACUUGGCCAUAGGAGUAUUCAGUGAAUGCUACCGUAAUAGUGAGCCACGGGCCUAUAAACUACUGGUUCGCUGUUCCUACCUCUGGGGUGGAGCCACUAUCCUCCAUCUGGCUCACCAAGCUGAUGCCCGUCUCUUUUUUGCACAGGAUGGUGUGCAGUCCCUGCUUACCCAAAACUGGUGGGGAGAGAUGGACCGAAGUACCUCUGUCUGGAAGCUACUUCUCACAUUUUUUUGCCCCCCUCUCAUCUUUACUAAACUCAUUACAUUCAGGAGUAUGGAUGAUGAUCUGCGGCUGGAUUCCUUGGAACAGUUUGAACUGGACAGCCUUGAUACAGAUGUGAAAAGUACCAUCGGAGACAUGUUGUCUGAAAGUCUGACAGAUCCCUCCCCUCUUUCUGUUCGACAAAUCUGGUUACGACGGUGGCAUCAAUUCUGGGUGGCACCUGUGACAGCAUUCCUGGGCAAUGUGGUGAUGUACUUGCUCUUCCUCUUCCUCUUCUCCUACGUCUUGCUGCUGGAUUUUGACCCUCCACCUCCCAAAGGUCCAUCUGGCACUGAGAUAGUUCUAUACAUGUGGGUCUUCACACUAGUCUGUGAAGAGGUACGUCAAGGAUGCUUUGUGGGUUCCCGUCCUUUGUUGCAGAGAGUACGACGGUACAUCCUGGACACAUGGAACCAGUUUGAUAUCACGGCCCUGCUACUCUUCAUGGUAGGGCUAGUGUGCAGGCUGUUUCCUUCAUCAUAUGAAUCAGGACGCACCAUUCUGUGCCUGGAUUUCAUGAUCUUCACCCUUCGUCUCAUCCAUAUCUUUGCAGUCAACAAACAGUUGGGGCCCAAGAUGAUUAUCGUUGGCAAGAUGAUGAAGGAUGUAUUUCUCUUUCUCUUCUUCCUUGGGGUAUGGCUGGUAGCCUAUGGGGUCACGACCGAGGGUCUCCUUCUCCCCCAUGAUCGAAGAAUCCCUUGGAUAUUUCGACGUGUUUUCUAUCGACCUUACUUGCAAAUUUUUGGACAGAUCCCACUCAGUGAAAUUGAUGCUGCCCAGAUUACAGCCUCCAAUUGCACCUAUGAUCCUUUAGCCAUCUUGAUGGAGGAUGCAAACCCUUGUACCAAUACCUAUGCUAACUGGCUGGUGCUCGUUCUCCUAGUGAUCUUCCUGUUGGUAGCCAAUAUUCUGCUCCUCAACUUGCUGAUUGCAAUGUUCAGUUACACGUUCUCCAAAGUGCAAGGCAACAGUGAUAUCUACUGGAAAUCACAGCGUUACAGCCUUAUCUUGGAGUAUCAUAGCCGGCCUGCGUUGGCUCCACCCUUCAUCCUGAUCAGCCACCUACAUCUUUUGUUCAAGCGUCAUAUCAGCAAAGUACAGUCAGCAAAGAGACGUGACUUCUUGCUAGAACUCUCUGAGAUCCAAAAUAGGCGACUCCUGACGUGGGAAUCGGUACAGAAAGAAAAUUACUUAGUAACCCGGGCUCGACAGAAACGUGACAGUGACACUGAGCGACUCCGGAGAACUUCCCAAAAAGUCGAUCAGGUUUUAAAGCAGCUUUCUGAUAUCAAAGAAUCAGAGAGACGUCUGAAGACCCUUGAGAUGCAGAUGGAGUACUGUACAAGUGCCUUGUCUUGGAUAGUAAAUAUCUUGGCCCAGAGUGACAUAGCAAAAGGAAAACAAGUUCCACCUAUUCAGAAAAAAGAUUGAACUUUUCCAUGGCAUAUGAAAAAAGACAGUGAAGAAGUGUCAGCUGCUGCUGUUUACAAAAUCCCAAAAGUGUCUCAAUUUGAUGCCUCAAUUUGAUGCCUUAGAGAAUUAGAAUGUAGGCUUCAGCAGGAAAUAAUUGAGAGAAUCCAGUAUCACAUUUCAGUUCAGCUACAAAUACCCUACAUCUGACUUUAGUUCCCUUCAUUGGAAAAAUGAAUUAUCUACCUCAUAGCAUUUCAAUGGGAAUGAAAUGUGGACAAUUAAAACAAUUGAUAUGCCAGACCUGCAAAAACAAUAGAUAACAAUCCUGUUUUAUACUUAUAUUGAUAACUAAAUCAGCUGCUAAUUUUGUUUGCAGUCGGUAAAAUGAAGAGUCAGAAUGUUGUAAACCACUCAGAGAAUGCUGUUAUAUGGAGUGGUAUAUAAGUCUAAAUGCUAUUGCUAAAACAAUGAUAUAUGGGUGGAAGUACUGAGAUGGACAAUCUUUUGAUGGCUAGGUCACAAUUACACUGAGCUCCUCAAAGUUCAAAAAGAAAUAAUAUGAAGCAAACUGAUGAGACUAGCUUUCUAGGGUGUUUGGGGAAAAUGUUUCAAUUGGUUAUAUUUUGGUUUUCCCAUGAUUCCUGAUAUAAAUUAACAAGAAACUGUGGUUCUGGUAUGGUGCUCAGAGCUUUUGGAUGAACGUCUUAUUACACCUCAGGGGUGAAAUGUAAUUUUUUUUACUAACAGUUCUGUGGGCGUGGCUUGGUGGGGAGGUAAUAUGACUGGGUGUGUGUGGCCAACUUUUUUUUUUUUUUACUUUUAAAAGCAUUUUUUCUACAACCUUUGUCCAAAGAGCUUGUAGAAAAAAUGCUUUGAAAGGGUUCUGACAAUCUCUGGUGAGUUGCCUGAUCACCAGAACCCUUUCAAAGCAUUUUUUUACAGCCUCUUCAGCUGAAGAGCUUGUAGAGAAAGUGCUUUGAAAGGAUUCUGACAAUCCCUGCUGAGCCACGCAAUCAUCAGAGGCUUUUUUGUUUUACUUUUAAAAGCAUUUUUUCAGCAGAAGAAAAAAUGCUUUUACAAGUAAAAAAAACCUCUGAUGAUCACACGGCUCAGCUGGGCAUGCGGGGGGGGGGGCAGGGAUUUUUGCUACCGGUUCUCCAAACCACCCGCCACCAUCGCUACCGGAUUGGGCGAUCCGGUCGGAACCAGGAGCAUUUCACCCCUGAUAUAAUAUUAAUAGGAAUAGGUAGGACAUGCUAUGCCUUAAAGGAAUAAAUGGGAAUUAAUUAAAGUCCAUGCCUCAUAUGCAGGAGGCCCAAGCUUCAGUCUCUGGCAUUCCUAUCAAAAGAAUCUUGAGGUAGCAGGUGAUAGAAAGGGAUUCUUAUUGCCUGAAAGCCCUAAAGCUAUUAAUGAAAAUAGAUAAUGCAAUGGUAUGACCCUAUUACAAAACAGCUUUCUAUAUUCUUAAGAUAAUUACCUCCAUAAGUCUUUAUAUGGACAAUCCAGGCUGACAUUAAUUUCUCAAGUGCAUGUUUGCUUGAUAUCUCAUUACUAGUUGUCUUUGAAUCAGCCAAGGGGCCAUGCACUUGAUAUUGUACAAGAAGAGUAAGUGAAAUCAUGUGUGAUACCAUUUUCUAAUAUAACAAUGAGUAGAAACUAGAACUUUUCUAACUGAUGAUACAUCCAUCAGUUCUAAUGGCUUGGAUACAUAGACAACAGCAUGGUUGACACUUGCAAGCCAAAAGGAUAUUCUCCUAAUCAUGUAAUUAGUUUUGGUUGGUUUAUACUUUAAAAUUAUACCUACUAGAUGAUUAGGAUUCUAGGGUUAAAAAAAGUUAGAUCACCCGAGACUUUUGAUCAAUCCACUCAGUUCUGGGAAAUACAAAGAAUAUUGUAUCCAUUUCAACCUGCACAUGACCAAAGAUCCUUUAUAUGCAGGGGGAGGAAGUUGCUUGUUUGCAAACAGACAGAAGGCAGCAGUCCUUAGUAUUUAACCUGAAUUUCCCUCUUGGUAUUUUCAGCAUAGGUGAUGUCUGGUCAGUAAAAUAAAUUGUACUUUUUAUGUUAAGAAAACCUAUACCUGUAUACGUUAAAUGUCUUUCAGACAGAAAACUAAACAUCGCCAUGGCUAAGCAAAGUUAAGUGAACAAAGCAAUUACUGAGAAUCAUUAUCAAGUUAAAAUUGUUUCAAAUAUGAUUAAUUUCACUGAUAAAUCAAUAUCAUUGUAUCAGGUAAUAUAUUUCCUCCUGGCUACGUUAGGAGCAGCUUUAUGAGGACAAUAAUUUUGAACUCUGCCACUUCCUGCCCAUUUCUACAGCUGUUUUUAAGUUUGAUUCUUAAACCCAGCAGUCAAUCCUAUCAAAGAGGAUCCUAGCUCUCCAUCAUAUUUGAUAUGCCCUGACCUGAGGUCAAAAAAUCUGCUGCCUCUUAAUGGAAUAUUGAUUCUCAGCUUUGUUUUUAAUCAUGGGUGUCUUCCCAUGACUCUGGAGAGUAGCAAGGGGAAAAACAGUAAUUAUGGUCAGUUACAGAUAAUUGCAGGAUGGUAUUAUAUUGCUAGAAGAUAAAGAUCUGUUCCAGAGAAUAAUUAUGGCAUUUAGUUUUCAAUGUUAGCCUUCAGUCUUUUUAGGGUUUUUAAACUGUGAACUUGUUUGUGAACCAAAUGGUAACUAAAAGGAUAUUUACAAAUCAAGUCAUUUAUACCAAAUCAAUUUUCUUUAAAAAAUGUCACUUUUAUGGUUAAAUUAAUUAAUUACUCCUUCUAACAUUGCUCGAAGUACAUAAUAGAACUAUUAGAAUGCAUAUGUCUGGAACUGUAAUAAAUAAAAGUUAAUUUGUGUUAUUAA